This is a messenger RNA of Acyrthosiphon pisum (pea aphid), 708 nucleotides long. RefSeq lists its product as uncharacterized. Bases 137 to 655 code for a protein of 172 amino acids. The transcript is spliced from 4 exons. NCBI's taxonomy places the organism in Eukaryota, Metazoa, Arthropoda, Insecta, Hemiptera, Aphididae. The record is from RefSeq and is a predicted model, not a curated record.
ACUAUUGGUCUUAAUAUAAUAUAAAUUGAUUAGAAAAUACAAAUAUCAAGUCACUUUUAGAGGUAGAACUUAAAUCCACUCAACGUAUUUUAGCUACAAAUUAUCUACUGUUAAAGAUAUAUUUUUUUAAAAAAAAAUGUCAUUUUCUAAUUCGAACAUUAGUGAUUACGAAGAAUCAAUGACUGAAAGCGAUAACAAUUAUAACGAGGUAAAACCGGAGACCACAAAAAAACAAAAUAAAACAAAAAGAGUUGUGAAAUUGAAAAAAAAUAUGUGCAAAACAAAAGUUAAAAAAAAUAUUUCAUAUCUGGAUAGAAUUGGUCCUUUAAUUAAAGAUGUGAAAGUAAAUAAUGAACUUAUUAAUUCGAUCAUGGUGAAACAAAGUGAUGAAAUAGUAAACAUAAAAUUACCAUUUGAUAACGAAGUAUGUAGUGAUUACUGGACAAUAAAUCACUAUAAAAUAAAAAAUAUUCAAAAUCUUAUUGCUACAGACCGAUGGAAAGAAGCUGAGUGCAGUGUAAAAGUAUCGAUAACUGAUUUAGCAAAGGAUCAAGGGCUCGCAAACGAUUUAUCCAACAUCAUACAAACAAUAUUUACACGGUUCAUGUCUGAUCCAAACAAGAAAAUAGGAUGUAUUAAAAAAUCAAAAUCAUAAUAAAUCUGUUUGUAAUGACUGUUGAAAAUUAAAAUAAAAAACCAAUAUAUUAA